UCGAAAUUUUCCCCCUUUCCCCCAACAUGCCGAAAUAUCGAUUUGCACUAUUUCUUCUAGUUCUGACAAUUUCCGACUCAAAAGUUGCGGGCUCAGAGCAAAUGGCUUGUACUACGAAGGAGGAGCCAAUUCUGGUGAGCGGCUCGAUCAACAAGGCAUUUACUAUGCAAAUUACUAAUAAAGUGAAGAGCUGUAAUGGGUACUGUGUUAGCAAACUGGUCUCCCUGGACGCAACCAUGGCCGACGGAAAUCAAGCCCACAUUCGAAAUGUGCAUUUUUCAUGCGUUCCUAUCGUGGCGAAGGCGAUCAAAAUGUGCAGUAAAACAUGCACGACGCAGAUCUACAAAAACGAAAAAUCAAGCAAGUCGAUUGAUCGAAGUGUUGGGUCCUUGAAACGAGUUUUGGUCAAAGAGAUUGGGGAUUUUUCUUUCGAGAAAGCCGAGGAGAAAACGUGCUGCUGUAAGGAUGCAAAAUGUGCCCGACGAAUGGAUGCCACGAUGCGUCUGAAUCUCCGUUCCAACUAUAAAAUACAUUAAUUUUCCGAAAAUCAAUCUAAUAAAUCAUUUUUCAAAAUCGA
Molecule: messenger RNA, 577 nt
Organism: Caenorhabditis elegans
Lineage: Eukaryota; Metazoa; Nematoda; Chromadorea; Rhabditida; Rhabditidae
Gene: W07G1.7
Exons: 5
Coding region: 27-536 (169 amino acids)
Source: RefSeq, marked reviewed